Molecule: messenger RNA, 1213 nt
Organism: Moneuplotes crassus
Lineage: Eukaryota; Ciliophora; Spirotrichea; Euplotida; Euplotidae
Source: the annotation of a GenBank genome assembly
CUUACUUAAGAAAUGUCUAUUUAUUCAGGCUUUGGAACCAGACAGCAAGAAGGGUUUUAUAAUAAGAUCAUGCUUAGAGCUAUGGAGAUGGUCUCAGACCGUCUCAUUGCCUUUGUCAGAGGAGAUGGGUUUGAAGAAGAGUCUUGGUAUUUUCAUUUAAGAAAAAUAUUCAAGUAUAUGGAGGUCAUGGAGAGGCAAAAGUAUUUAGACCCAAAGUUUUCUAAUGGUCUUAGAAAAUUAAUCAAAGUGUAUAAAUAAACAUCUUAAUAUCCCUGACAAUUCGACAAUGACCAGCCGUAGCCUUUUAUUAAACAGUAAUAAGAAAGAGAUUGAAGAAGUUUUAGCAGAUACUUUACCAGAGAACUCAAUUAAAGAAGGAACUGAUGAAAAAGAUGCAAGCCAAGAUAAUCAAAAAUCAACUUCUGGAAAUUCUUCUAAAGCUCAACAAGACAGACAUACAGAUUUUAAUAUGAAUAAUCCAUCAAUGGUUAAGAAGAGUUAUGACCAGAAACUCAAAGAGACUCAUUCAAGAGAGAUUAAGGCACCAGAUGAUUAUGAAAAUGCAUUUGUCCAGUACAAUCGUCUUGAUAAUACCCCCAAAGUUAGGGUCUUGAACUACAACCGAGAAGCUCAGAAUGCAAGUAGUCUUAACAGGAGGUUUUAUGACCAACUUGUAACUCCUAAUGUAGCAUUUCCAUCCCAAAUGGGGCACAGGAAAGGCCGAAGAGUCCGAAGGAUAAGAUUACAGAAGAAUGGGAAUAUUUAUAGUAAAGCUACAAAAUCCAACAAUAGGGAAGUUAUUCGAUCAGUGCCAAAACAUUUCAAUAGAAAGAAAUUUGGUCAAACCAAAAUGAAUCUUAGUAUGAUCGAUGGAGCUCCUAUUUUAGAAGCAGAGGCUGAAACUAUCUUAGCUGCAUCGAGAAAGAGCAGACGGAAAUAUAAUAGGGUUAGGAAAUCAAGUAAAACCUCGAAGUAUAAGCCUUCAUUUCAGACUAGCUCUAGAAGAUCGAAUUCAGUAAAUUCUCAUCGAACUAAACGAAGAUCUUCCUCUAGAAGGAGGAGCAUGACUAAGUUCUUUGUCAAGAAGAAGGAUAACAAAAGUAACUCUCACAUGAGACCAAACAGAUAUCUGAAAAAUAUUCUCCCUAUUGUUGCUAAUGAGGGCGGAAGAGGAGCAAUUGCCCAACAGUUUAGCUCUGGAAACCAUAUUUAA